AUGUUUUGGAUUAACAAUCACUUUUAAAGACAGUUGUAUAUAUUAUAUUACUAUAUUUAGUAUAUUAACUUCUUACAGUUUGGUUAAACCACUGAAGUACAAGUUGAGCUCGGUUGAGCGCUUCCUGUGGUUUAGUUUCCCACAGCCCGUGAAGGCAGCAUCAGGAGCUCAUCUGUUGGACAGGGAAACUAAUCAGGAGCGAAGUAAAGUCUAACACUGCUGCUAGCUACCAGGCUACCAGGCUGUCAGAGUCCAGACCACCAUGGAUUACAGUCUGUAAAUGUCCCAGGAUGUGUUUUCUGUCCAGUACUCAGUCCUGUGUGAGGUUUUAGGGACACAGUUUGGUUUCUGCGCGGAAAGUCGAGCCCGGACCGCCUCUGGACCAGCUGAAGCCUCGGCUAGCUUAUUAACAUUAGCAGGAGAAUAAGUCUAAGAAAAUGGAGCUGGACGAAGUAGUCCUGUAUCAGGACGAGUCCGGGAACUCCACCAUGAUGUCCGAGCGAGUCUCGGGUCUGGCCAGCUCCAUUUACCGGGAGUUUGAGCGGCUGAUCGAGAAGUACGACGAGGACGUGGUGAAGGAGCUGAUGCCGCUGGUCGUCGCCGUCCUGGAGAACCUGGACUCGGUGUUCGCUGUGAACCAGGAGCACGAAGUGGAGCUGGAGCUGCUGAAGGAGGACAACGAGCAGCUGGUCACCCAGUACGAGAGGGAGAAGGCGCUCAGGAAGCAUGCAGAGGAGAGGUACAUCGCCUUUGAAGACUCCCAGGACGGAGAGAAGAAGGACCUCCAGUGUCGACUGGUGACGUUGGAGUCACACACACUUAAGAUUGAGCUAAAAACAAAGAACUAUGCAGAUCAGAUCAGCAGACUGGAGGAGAGAGAGGCGGAGCUUAAGAAGGAGUAUAACACUCUCCAUCAGAGGCACACUGAGAUGAUCCACAGCUACAUGGAGCACCUGGAGCGGACGAAGCACCAGCAUGCCGUAUCCCAAGCAGAGCCCUCAGACGCAGGCAUGGCCACAAACACAUCAACCAGGACGAGGAAGGAGCGCCCCGUCUCCAUGGGUAUAUUCCAACUUCCUGGGACUGACGGUAUGACCCCUGACCUCCAGAGAGAACCUGUGGACACUUCCUCUGAACCAUGGAGGUUUAACAACCUCAGCCAUCCACGGUCAAACACCAGCCUCAAGGAUGAAAUGGCCGGAGCAAACCGAGGAGGCUCCAAGCCUGGCACACCAACCAACCAGGGAAGUGUCUCCAAAAGUGGAACUCCCGUGUCUUCAAAAGCUGGAGAAUCCAGAUCCAACAUGUCCUCUCAGGGUGGAAUGUCUAAAUCAAACACUCCAACAUCUGCACCCAGCGCUAACACUCAGUCAGCCACAGCGCUGUUUGCUAAUGAUGAAGGGUCGGCAGGAAUUAGGCCUGUGUCCAGUGCUGGAGGUGGGUCUGCGUCUGUGACCCCAUCUGAUGUGUCUGAUGUUGCCAUGGAGUCGGUAGACACGCCCCUGGACGGACUCGAUAUGAACCUGGAUGGAAGCCGGGGGAAACCAGAGAGCAGUAAGAACAUUUUGGCGGUGCAGGAGGGACAGAUGGAUGGAGCAGACGACUUGGAGAAGUCAGAGGUGCAGGCCAUCAUAGAGUCCACACCUGAGCUGGACAUGGACCUGGAGGGCUGCAGAGGAACAAGCACGCCGACUAAAGGUGGAAUAGAGAAUCUAGCGUUCGACCGAAACACUGACUCUCUGUUUGAGGAGCUGUCGUCGGCUGGAAACGACCUGAUCGGUGACGUGGAUGACGGAGCCGAUCUUCUGGGUAUGGGUCGGGAGGUGGAGCAUCUUAUCCAAGAGAACACCCAGCUACUAGAGACCAAAAAUGCUUUGAACGUGGUGAAGAACGACCUGAUAGCUCAGGUGGAUGAACUGUCCUGUGAGAAGGAGGUUUUGCGCGGAGAGCUGGAAGCGGUCACUCAGUCCAGAACCAAACUAGAGGAAAGGAACAAAGAGUUAGAGGAGGAACUCAAGAGGAUUCGAGUGCAGCUUGAAGAGACCAAACAUAAGGUCAAGAACGACAAUGAAGAUGAUAGUGAUGUGCCCACUGCUCAGAGGAAGCGCUUCACCAGGGUGGAGAUGGCCAGAGUGCUGAUGGAGAGGAACCAGUACAAGGAGAGGCUGAUGGAGCUGCAGGAGGCCGUCAGAUGGACGGAGAUGAUCAGGGCUUCAAAGGAGAACCCGGCUCUUCCCGAGAAGAAGAAAUCCAGCCUCUGGCAGUUUUUCAGCCGUUUGUUUAGCUCGUCGGGCGCCGCAGCCAAGAAGCCGGCGGUCGAGGCCCCGGUGAAUGUCAAGUACAACGCUCCCACCUCUCAGAUCCAGCCGUCCGUGAAGAAGAGGAGCACCACCCUGCAGCAGCUGCCCAGCGACAAGAGCAAGGCCUUCGAUUUCCUCAAUGAGGAAGUGGCAGCAGAUAACGUGGUGUCCAGGCGGGAACAGAAGAGGGCUCAGUACCAGCAGGUCAAAGCUCAUGUCCAGAAGGAGGACGGCAGAGUGCAGGCUUACGGCUGGAGUCUCCCUAAGAAGUACAAAGCUAAUGGUGGUAACGCAGAGAGCAAGAUGAAGAAUCUUCCUGUUCCUGUCUUCCUCAGACCGCUGGAUGAGAAAGAUGCUUCUAUGAAGCUGUGGUGUGCUGCUGGUGUAAACCUCUCUGGAGGGAAAACCAGAGAUGGAGGCUCCAUUGUGGGAGCCAGCGUGUUCUACAGUGAUGUUCCAGGACCAGAGAGCCCUAAGAGGAAAAUAGGGUCUCAGAGCAGCCUGGACAAACUGGAUCAGGAACUCAAGGAGCAGCAGAAUGAGCUGCGGCAGCAAGAAGAGAUGUCGUCACUUGUUUGGAUCUGCACCAGCACCCAGUCCACAACUAAAGCUGUCGUCAUCGAUGCAAACCAGCCUGGAAACAUCCUGGAGAGUUUCUUUGUCUGCAACUCUCACGUCCUCUGCAUCGCCAGUGUUCCAGGUGCAAGAGAGACGGACUACCCUGCCGGUGAGGAAAUAGCUCCAAACUCUGAUGCAGAACCAGUCGGAGAAGGCAGCUCACAACCGGCCAAUGACAGCGCAGCAGGAGGCGAGGACAUGCUGGGAGGUAUCACUGUCGUUGGCUGUGACGCUGAGGGAGCUUCAGCUGUUCCUCAGACAGCUGACAGUCCAGAAUCCAAAACAACAGAGGAAGCCACCGAGGCCACAGAGUCCAGCGCAGGGUCUGCAGACCAAAGAGAGAGCCUGAGGGGAGUCUACACAGAGCACGUCUUCACUGAUCCACUCGGAGCUCAGCAGACAGCAGAAGCUCCGGCCAACUACACUCAGAGGGAGAGUGACCUGCUGAAAGACGGAGUGAGCUCAAACCCCAGCGCGGAGGAGCAGGACCUGAUGAGAGAGGAGGCUCAGAAGAUGAGCAGUGUCCAGCCCACCAUGUGGCUGGGUGCUCAGAACGGAUGUGUGUACGUCCACUCGUCUGUGGCUCAGUGGAAGAGGUGCCUGCACUCCAUCAAGCUGAAGGACUCAGUGCUCGGUAUAGUACACGUGAAAGGUCGUGUGCUGGUCGGCCUCUCUGACGGCACUCUGGCGAUAUUCCACAGAGGAGAGGACGGACAGUGGGACCUGACCAAUUACCAUCUGUUAGACCUGGGCAGACCGCACCACUCCAUCCGCUGCAUGACCGUGGUGCACGACAAAGUGUGGUGUGGCUACAGGAACAAGAUCUAUGUGGUGCAGCCCAAAGCAAUGAAGAUAGAGAAAUCAUUCGACGCUCACCCUCGUAAGGAAAGUCAGGUCCGUCAGCUGGCCUGGGACGGCGAUGGUAUCUGGGUUUCCAUCAGGCUGGACUCCACUCUAAGGUUGUUCCAUGCUCACACCUUCCAGCACCUUCAGGACGUCGACAUCGAGCCCUACGUCAGCAAGAUGCUCGGCACGGGGAAACUGGGCUUCUCGUUUGUGAGGAUCACAGCCCUCAUGGUGUCUUGUAAUCGUCUGUGGAUUGGCACAGGGAACGGAGUCAUCAUCUCCAUCCCUCUGACUGAGACGGCCAACAAGGUGACCAAGGCCGCAGGAAACCAUCCAGGAAGUGUUGUCCGAAUCUACGGGGACGAGACGACCGACAAAGUGACCGCCGGCACGUUUGUCCCAUACUGCUCCAUGGCUCACGCUCAGCUCUGCUUCCAUGGUCACAGAGACGCUGUCAAGUUCUUCACCGCUGUCCCUGGUCACUCAGUUCCGGAGGGAGGAGAAGCAGCCGGUGACAAAGCAGCAGACGCCACAACCCAGGAAGGACAACAGUCUCUGUUGGUGAUGAGUGGAGGAGAAGGUUACAUUGACUUCAGGAUGGGUGACGAGGACGCCGAGGGAGAAGAUGGAGACAACCCCCAAAUGAAACUUCAGCCUUUCCUCGCUAAAGCCGAGCGCAGCCACCUCAUCGUUUGGCAGAUCAUGGCCAACGAGGACUGAACUCUGACCUCUGAGGCCUGACUUGCCUUUUUUUCUCUUGCCGAGGAGGAGGAGGAGGUGGAGGAGGAGGAGGAGGAGGAGGAGGAGGAGGAGGAGGAGGAGGAGUUCAGGGGGACGACUCCGCUCUGCAGGCACAAGAUUAAUCAGCACUUUCUUUCUUCCUCAAACCUGAACAAGCAAAAACUGCUCUGAGAGCUGGCUCAGUAAUAAACUGCACUGGAGCAGUGUGAACAGACGAACAGCUGCAUGAUAUUAUUUUAUUUUGAGUUGUUUUCUCCGUUUUUUAAUUGAUGAAUCUUGUUAUAAAGCCUCACGCUCUCUUUUAAUCGUGUUGGAGGUAACACUGUAUUCAGUUUCUCUCUCCCUGAGGUCUCAAAGUUCCUCCGCUGAGCUCAGUUCUUGUGCGCUCACGCUGGACUUGAUGUUAUAUCAUCAUAAUCAUCUGCGAGCUCCCCGUUCCCUUGAGAUAAGUCGUGUCUUUGAGUCCGUCAGGUUCGUCUCGUGGUGUUUUUGUUUCCGUCUUUUCAGAACUCGGCUUUUGAUUGUAUCCCGUCGUCUCCGUGUUUGUUGAAGUCGAAUGCAGUUCAUCAGAUUCAGGUUCAGCAUCUGAAGGUGCAGAGGACGGCCCAAAGCUGAUACAACUAUAAGACAUGAGAGAACAGUAGCCCCAGUUUAUGCCUCUCAUGUGUUUGGAAUCAUUUCAUUCCAGGAACAAAGCUGAGCAGCCUCCUCUUCUGAAGCUUGAAAACCUGAGGAUCGAAACAUUCUGUCUGAUGCUGGAUGAAAAAGAGUCCCCGUAUCAGACGCUCAACAGUCCGUUACAUGAAGGUCCAAUCUCAAUGUCCAAAUUCAAACACAGACUUUGAGGCGCGUUCCUGCUAAGUCUGUGUGAGCUUAGGUCUGUCCCACUGUCAAAUCAUCAAGUGUGUGAGGGAUCUCUCUCAGACCUUUUGAGCCCUUUACGCCCCCUUUUUGUAAGUGGGCAUUUCUGCAGACUUAUCGUGAGGGAAUUACCCAGAGUUCAUAGCAUUGUGACGUGGAACACGGGAUUCCCAGGGGAAGAGUUAAUGAACGCCGUAACAUGAAAUUAAAAAAGACAGACAUAAACAAGAAGCAGGAAGGUACAACUAAUGUUGGCAUUACAAAAAAAGUUUGCAGCCUUAAUCAGCCUAAAUCUAUUUCUCUUCACACAAUGUGUAUAAACAGUAUAAUUUAUGUAUUUAUAUUUAUAUAUUUACAUAUUCUACGUUUUGUGGUUCAGCAGCCUGUACAGUAAGAGUCUGGAUCACACGGCAGUCAGUCCGCCCCUUAAGCGCCUUGAAUUUGACCCUCAAAGACCUAGACAGCCAGCGGCGGCUACUUGUUCUUAAAUGUUUGAUCACUUUUGAACCGCUAAUCCUAUCAACAAGCUUUAAAAACUCAGUUACAGCAGACAUUCUCAGCUUUCCAUUGAUAUCACACGUGUCUCAUUCAGCAUAUUCAAAAUAAAUUCAGGAGAAUCUGGCGCCCCCAAAGAUGACCUAGGAAAGAAAAGAUUGUGAAUUAAAACUUCCUAAUAUCGCUAAGGUGAGCUACAUGAAAUCAUGCAGGCUACAUGAGAAGUCCCAAAGUGUUGUCCCAUUCCUAGGUCUACAGUUUGAGCCCUUACAGCCUCCUCCCCUCAAUCACUUUACAGGUGACGUCAAUGAAGUCAAGAAAGGCUCAGGGUUCAGGGAGGACAUUGAGAUUGGGCCCUAUGGUGAAGUAAUGCGAAAAUGCAAGGUGAAUCCUGUAACUUCCUGUAACUACAGAGUCGAUAAACAUCUCACAGGUAACCGUUCAUGUCCGUGAGAAUUAUUAAAUUCCAUAUAAACCACUUCUUAACUUUUUAAAUCAUCAGUGAUGUUAAAGAAUCAGUUUAUCUAUCAGCUUGGUCGUUUACUUCCGCUUUCUGAAACCGAAAAUCCAGCAACGCCUGACCCAGCAUCCUGCAGACCAGAUCCAACAGAACAGUCAGACUACAGACUAAAUUCAAACGCAGUAGGCAGGAAGUACGUACUGCAUACUACAGUCGUAAGUAGUGUAUAGCAGGUGGUUUGGAAAACAGCCAUUGUUUGUUGCUCGGUCCAGACUGAGGACAUGAAAUCCCACAAGGUCACAUUCUCACCGUCAGACCGUUUUUGACCUGCUGCGCUAACAUUUCAUCAGCUUCAUCAGAGUUCAGAGCUCAUUGUGAAAGGUUUGCACCCUCACAGUGAGAUGGAGAACAUGGUUGAACCACAGACUGUAUAUAUAAUGGACAGCAUGGCUCCGGCUUUUCCCAUUGUACGGUUUUGAAGCCAAAAUAUCCCGUUCCAGAACGCUGUCAUCUUUUACAUUUUCUGCAGCCAGAAUCUGCGCAGUGGGGAAUUUGUGUGUUUCCACGGUAACAAGCUCCCAAGGUCCUAUGGGGUUUCUCUCUACGGCAGCUGUCAAUCAAAGUAAAACCUGAUGUAAAAUCCUGUUUUUUAACCUCUAAUAACAAAAAAGAAACUUCUCAGAAAAAAGAGGACUUCAGCAUGUAACAGUCAAAUAAUAACUACAUAUCACCACAGCAUACGGAUGGGAGAAACAUUCGUACCAUGUGUAUUUAUUUUUUAAAGUUUGACCACAGCCCCAUUCAAAUGAAUGGGGGAGACCGUUUUUUACCUAUACUGCAGCCAGCCACUAGGGGGAGUAGGUUUUGUGGCAGCCUCACUUCGAGCCUAGCGAGAUGAAGUCCAUUUUAUAUACAGUCUAUGGGUUGAACAUGUUACUGUUGUGUUUGUGAGCUCACAUGAGCUCUAGCAUGUCUGCAGAUAUCAGAGAUCAGCAGGUAUGUAAUGAAUGAUUCGGAUGCUUGGCUCUGUGACGUGAAGGAAAUGAUUGAGGCACAAAUAACUGAGUGACAUCCACAAAAAAACUUUAUCAUGAAAUCAGAAGCAGAUUAAAUUUAAGAACUGAGUCACUCACAGAUCAGAUGUCACAUGAGGACUUGGUCCGUCCUCUACACUCAGUCCGCCGCCCCGCUCCAGCUUGUAGACACUUUAAAAACCUGCCUUACGUAUCAGGGUUUGAGAGGACUCUCUCGAGGUUCUUUCAAGUGUGACAAAGUAUUUAUUUUUCUCUGACGAAUGUGUUUGCUACCAAAGGAUAAGGAGUUAAAGAUCGAUAGUCUGCUACGACCCCAGUGUCUCAUCUAACUUUAAACUUUAGAGCAGCAUGUUUGAGUCUGCCUCCGUGUAGAAAGCAUGCAAGCUUUUGUAAAGAGAAGUUCUCGCGUUAAAGAUGAGAUAUAUUUUUAAACUUUCAUACUGAGGAGAGGACGAGCUCAGAGGAGAGAGGAUCAAACAAACCCUCGUCUUGACAUGUGGAGGUCAGAGUUGUGACUGUUUCUGCAGCCUGCUCCCUUUUUGUACAGAAUAAUGAUGUGUAUCUGAAGCACUCGAUGAUAUCCCCUCCUGAUUUGCAAUCUGAAAUGUUUUAAGUCUAUUUUUAUGAACUUUUUACUCUGACUUCAGACUGCACUCUGAGUCGACAAAUGUUCAGCUGUGUGUGUGUGAGUGAGUGUGUGUGUCCUCUCUCGUUGGGGAGGGGAAUGUUAUUGCAGUGUAGCCAUUUCAGUAUUUAUUUACAAUGAUUGAGCCUUUGCAAUUCAGAAUGUAACUUUGUACAUUGAAUACGAAUUAUAUAUAUGAUUAUAUACAUAUACACUACCAGUCAGCAGUUUGGAAGUAUUGUAAUUAUUGUAAACACUGUAGAUUAUUCCUGAAGACAUCAAAACUAUGAAAGAACAUAUAUAGAAUUAUUGAAUGAACAACAAAGUGUUAAACAAAGCAGAAUCUGUUUUAUAUUUUAGAUUCUGUAAAGUAGCCCCCUUUUUCCUUCAUGACAGCUUUGCACACUCUUGGUAUUCUCUCAGUCUGCUUCAUGAAGUGGUCUCCUGGAAUGGUUUCUAAUUAACAUGAGCCUUGUCAAGAGUUCAUUUGUAGAAUGACUUGCCUUCUUAAUGUGUUUGAGACCAUCAGUUGUGUUGUUCAGAGGUAGGGUUAGUACACAAUGGAUAGCUCUAUUUGACUACUGUUGUAAUCCAGAUUAUGGUAAAACCAGAUUAUUUCAUAGUUUUGAUGUCUUCAGUAUUAAUCUACAAUGUUGAAAAUAAUUACAAUAAAUAAAAACCAUUGAAUGAGAAGGUGUGUCCAAACUUUUGAUUGGUAGUGUAUAUAAGUGAAGAUGAAAUCCGGUUUGGGUUCAUGUUUUUGCAGCAGUUGUUGCUGUUGGAUGAAUCCGUUUGUAAAGAUCUUCAGCUAUGCACCGUGUCUGUGAGAGGAGGGGGCUUCAGACCUUUUCUGUCCACACAACCUGUUUUUAACUCUUAACUUCAUCCCACCACAGCACGAAGGAGUCUCAUCCUCCUCCGCAGGUCUGUGUUAGCCCGUCUCAUCAUCUGCAUAGAUAUCAUGGACUUGGUGAAGAAUUCCUGUCCUCCAGGUUUGAAGAACAGAAACCUGAUACUGUACUUCUUCUGCAUCUCUAGCCUUACUUAUUUUUAACCAUAAAUUAAAGCAUUUUUUGUGGGACA
This is a messenger RNA of Notolabrus celidotus (New Zealand spotty), 9063 nucleotides long. It is a transcript of the gene spag9b, whose product is annotated as sperm associated antigen 9b. Gene Ontology annotation, cellular component: cytoplasm. The transcript is spliced from 29 exons. Lineage: Eukaryota; Metazoa; Chordata; Actinopteri; Labriformes; Labridae. Gene Ontology annotation, molecular function: kinesin binding; JUN kinase binding; signaling receptor complex adaptor activity. Gene Ontology annotation, biological process: vesicle-mediated transport. Bases 438 to 4484 code for a protein of 1348 amino acids. The record is from RefSeq and is a predicted model, not a curated record.